This is a messenger RNA of Rangifer tarandus platyrhynchus (Svalbard reindeer), 594 nucleotides long. The record is from the annotation of a GenBank genome assembly. NCBI's taxonomy places the organism in Eukaryota, Metazoa, Chordata, Mammalia, Artiodactyla, Cervidae.
AUGCCUGCUGCGACAACGCCCCCUCCCACCAUCCCCAGGGAGGCCCCAGCCACUGAGGUGGGCUCUGCGCCUAAUUCAGCCCAGCAGCCCUCAGCACAUCCUCAGCGCCUCCUGCUGAGGUCCUCCAGGCCCUCCCUCCUCCCCCUGCCCCUCCUCAUCCUCCGUACCAGGCUCCGGGCAGACGAUCAGGCGUUCGUCCCCUCCCGCUCCCCCGCCCUUGACCGCCCCCCCCCACCCCCCCCGCGCCAAGCCGACCCCUACCUCAGCACCCAACGACAGUCUCCGCGGCCCUGCGGGCUGCCACGCUCGCUCCCGCGGCGCGCACCCCGCCCCGCCCGCCUUCCCAGGGCCGAGAUCACCGAGCUCAGACCCGCCGCGCCGCGGCUCCAGGCUGCGCUCGCUCCUCCGCCAGCUGCCGCGCCCGGCGCGCGCUCAUUGGUGGAGCCGUGCGGCCCCCCUCCGGCGCCGCCCAAUCAGAGCCCAGGACUCUCGCCCGGCUCCGGAGGGGAGGGGCCGCGGCGGGCGGUGGCUCCAAACGGGCACCUCCCCCUGCGGCGGGACCGGCCUCGUCACGCCCCCAUCGCCCUGCUCUAG